CGAUUUAUCCGCACCGCUGGACGGCCUAUGUGCGUAUAUUCCGGGGUCCUGACGAGGACAACAAGUCGAACAUGGGUGAUGCCAUCACGCUUUUGGUUGCCGGACCGAGCCCCGAACAGUAUUUUGCAAGUCCAUUGUUCGUUCGAUCGCGCCUCCAUCUCGCCUGUACACUGCGGACGACGCAUCUCGCUAUGGAACCUGCGCCAUCCACAGAAGCGACACCAGUCGUCGAGCUGGCGUCUUCGUCUGGUGGCAGGGUCUCAGGGAAGGCCUGGAAGCCACAGAAGAAAGCGACGGUUCGAUCGCACAUCCAGGAGGGCGUUCGCACCAAGAACUGGGAAGAUCGCAUGGAGAAGGAAAAGAAAGCGCAGGCUAUCAAGAAGCUGCAGGCCGAGCUGAAGGAGGAGCAAGAGGCAGAGCGCAAAGCGUGCGCCCCAUGCCGUCCCCUUGUUGAUCCAUCACUCACCUCCCCCAUAGCCGGAUAGACCGCAUUAAGGAGCGAAGAGCCAAAGCAGAGGAGAGGGAACGGAUAGAAAUGG
Molecule: messenger RNA, 539 nt
Organism: Schizophyllum commune H4-8
Lineage: Eukaryota; Fungi; Basidiomycota; Agaricomycetes; Agaricales; Schizophyllaceae
Exons: 2
Coding region: 72-485 (137 amino acids)
Source: RefSeq, a predicted model, not a curated record